This is a messenger RNA of Arabidopsis arenosa, 763 nucleotides long. NCBI's taxonomy places the organism in Eukaryota, Viridiplantae, Streptophyta, Magnoliopsida, Brassicales, Brassicaceae. The record is from the annotation of a GenBank genome assembly.
GACACAACAACACGUUCUCUCUCAUUUUCUUCUUCUCCGAUCAUCAAUCUAGGGUUUACUCUCACCGGCGACGAACAAUGAUCCACCUCCUCUACACAGUGAUCUUCGCCGAAAUGGCACUAAUCCUCCUUCUCCUCUUCAAAACACCUCUCCGAAAGCUAAUCAUCCUCACCUUCGAUGGAAUCAAACGUGGCCGUGGUCCCGUCGUCGUGAAAACCAUCGGAACCACCGUGUUCGUUGUUCUCUUGUCGAGUAUCUACAGUUUAGUCAAAAUCCAACGCCGAUCUGAAGAUGGUGCUGUUCUUAAUCCUACUGAUCAAGUUCUUGCUUCGAAGUAUCUUCUCGAAGCUUCUCUAAUGGGAUUUGUGUUGUUUCUCUCGCUUAUGAUUGAUCGACUACACCAUUACAUUAGAGAGCUUCGGUUGUUGAGGAAGACAAUGGAGACUGCGAAGAAACAGAACAGAGGUUUUGAGGAUGGAAAAAACACAAGUGGGGAGGAAGUGAAAGCGCUAGGGGAAGAAAUCGCGGGCUUAAAGGCGAAGAUAAAGACAUUAGAAUCGGAAAGUGAAAGCAAAGGCAAAGAACUAAAAGGGGCACAAGGUGAAACAGAAGCUCUGAGAAAGCAAGCUGAUGGGUUUCUUAUGGAGUAUGAUAGGUUGCUUGAGGAUAAUCAGAAUUUGAGGAACCAGUUGGAGUCUGUUGGCCACAGUCCUGAGGGAAAGAAGGGUAUGUAAAAUUGAGCAAAGAAAACUAAGGAUUCUGU